This is a messenger RNA of Suillus subalutaceus, 150 nucleotides long. RefSeq lists its product as uncharacterized. The transcript has a single exon. NCBI's taxonomy places the organism in Eukaryota, Fungi, Basidiomycota, Agaricomycetes, Boletales, Suillaceae. The record is from RefSeq and is a predicted model, not a curated record. The annotation marks the transcript as partial.
GCAGGGUUACGGCUUGUACAAAUAUGUGCCAUAUUCAAAUUACCCACCCACUAUGGCAAAUUCCCUCACUUGCGGGUAUACGUCGAAUGGUUUUGUCCUCUACGUAAUCCGGAACCUGUGACUGACUUGUAUCGACUUGCCUGUUCAACU